AAUUAUCUAUGUAGUUUUUUUUAUCGAUAGACCAGCUUCAAAAUUUUUAAUGGAAUGCUUUAAUGGAAUGUACAAAAUAAGUACUUGCGCACUGAAGUGCUGAUACAGGUUAUGUAACAAGUGUCAGUUACGUAACCCGACCGGUGUGAACUUAGUUGAGAAUAGCCAAUGAACUAUGCAUUUGGGUGCAAGAUAGUUAUUGGAAUUGCUCGAAUUCAUCCAAUGAGAGUGUCUCCCGGAGGCUGCACGUGAUUUCUCUUCUGACAUUUGCUCACCCUUAACCAAAGAGCACAGCCAAUAACCACAGGUUAAGAAUAAUCGUUAAAGGAUCUCCCGGACGAAAAAUGCUAAAUUCAGAUAGCUCCGAAUCCGACUCCCUGCAACCAAUGUCUUUAUCUUCCUCAUCUUUCUCAUCUUCUUCGGAACAAACAAAGGAUAAAAUAUUUCAACUGGUGAAGAUGAAGCCCAAAGUUAUUCGGCCUAGCUGUCCGAUGGGUUAUCAUGAAGAUGACUCAUCAUCAACACCUGCGCCUUCUGCAGUUAACUUACCUGAAGCUCAAAUAGAGGCACAGUAUACUGCACUGCUGAUGGAAAUUCCAAUACGGCCGGAAAAUCAAAGAAGUACAACUUCCCGACUUCCCAUGGAACCAAUUAAUGAAGCAUCAUCUCGUCGGAAUUCCUAUUGCAUGGAUCCAGAAAUGAGAUCAUAUCACAUUGCAGGUACCAUCGUGGUAGGAGCAAUAAUUUUGGCCGUGGUCAUCAUGUUUUUUCACAUUUUCUGCUUUUAAAUUUCAAAUUACUACCCAAGCUGUUGAUAUGAGGUUUCAGUUUUCCCUUCAUUAGUUUGCAAAUAUUACUGCAUUCAGAACUGAAAGCUAUUCAAUUUUUGGAUUGCAAAUUUGUAGGACCUUUUUUUUCCUUGUGGUUUUCCCAUUGCUACAGAGGGAAAAUAUUUUCUUUGUAAGGUUUCAAAGCUUUUUUAAUCCUUCAAGCCAGUGUGUGAUAAGAAUAAGAUGUCAAAUAUAAUUCUCAGAUUAUUUGUGCUGUGUAAUCGACUUAUCGAAACAUUGUAAUCAAUGUAUGAAAAUAAUCUUUAAAUAUUGUCUCGGCGCUAAUAUUCAUAAAACUUCAAUGUUAACUUUCAAGCAAGAUGUUAUUUACUUUUCAACUCAUUCAUUUACAAGUACUGUAUUACUGUGCUCAAGGGGCUCCAAAAGCUCUCACUUUGUGUAAUGGAAGAAUUAUGGCUACAUAGCUAUGUUUAUGCUGCCAUUAUAUUAUUUCAAAUCUGUCAAUGUCCUCAAAAUGUGCAAUUUUAUGUUUGGAAAGAAAAUUAACACUAGAACGACUGAUAUUUUUACCUACCUAGAAUGUUCAUUGUUGUCAUUUUGGUCGAAAU
This is a messenger RNA of Parasteatoda tepidariorum (common house spider), 1399 nucleotides long. RefSeq lists its product as uncharacterized. NCBI's taxonomy places the organism in Eukaryota, Metazoa, Arthropoda, Arachnida, Araneae, Theridiidae. The record is from RefSeq and is a predicted model, not a curated record.